Arabidopsis lyrata subsp. lyrata is the source of this 718-nucleotide messenger RNA. RefSeq lists its product as uncharacterized. NCBI's taxonomy places the organism in Eukaryota, Viridiplantae, Streptophyta, Magnoliopsida, Brassicales, Brassicaceae. The record is from RefSeq and is a predicted model, not a curated record.
AUGGAGGCAACGGCGACGGAGGCGGAUCGAAGAAGAUCUGGUAUAUUGGUCGAUGUCGUAGAGAGGACGAAGAAAGAGAGAAUCUGGUGGUUGAGAGACGAUGAGACUCUUUCUAAUCAAAUUGGAUCACGACCGUUGGAUACGACCAAUAGGAAUAAUCCGACGGUCUAGAACGAGCCUAUGACAAGUAUAUUAAAAAAAACGAAAGUGACGGAGAGUGUCUGAACAAGACCUUGUUUGGUUUUUUGCAAUUGCUUACUCUUUUGACGCUAGUCUCUAUAUCGUAUUUAUAGGCGAAACUCGAAAGAGAGAGAAGAGAGGCCAAGUUUGGUUCGCUUCUAUUAUUAUUGCGUCAAAAAACUAGGUUUUUGAUUUUUUUUUUAUUAUUACUAUAUUGUAUAGUUUUAUUUUAAGGUAUUAUAACUUGUGAAUUAUUUAAGACUUGGAUACUCUAUUAUUACUGUCUAGGUCCCCUUGUGUCAUAUGCUUGUUAUUGGGUUAAAGAAUAUAAGCUUUGUUUCUAUGAUUAUAUAUCAAUAAUUAAAUAUGACUGAUUUCGUAUGUAACUACAUUUGUAUUGGCACUAAACUUUUUUUUUCUUUCAUUAAAAUCAUGUGGGCUACUCUUGUCACGAAGAAGAAAGUUGGGGAUUGUGGCAAUUAAAAAUGCAUUACUUAUUGGUUGUGUCGAAUAGAUUGGUACUAGUGUACUACAUAUG